AUGACGCCCACCUUCCACGGAGGGAAGGGCCGAGGGCGAGGUCUGUCUCCGCCAGAGGGCAGGCAGGGCAGCGGCGCCCGGAUCGGGACCAGAGUCCGGGAGAGACGCCAAAGCCACCCAAGGAGGAGGGAAGGAAGGAGCUGGGCAGGCCAGAGCAGCAGGUCGGGAGGAAGGCAGUUGCCUGGAAUCAAGAUGACGACGGCUGCACCGGCUGCUGAGGAUUCCCUAUCUUUGACAAAUGUGACCACCAAGUCUCAGGAACAAGUUCUUUAUCAGAGUUCUGGCGCGAUUGUGGCGGCCAUUGUGGUUGGCAUAAUUGUUAUAUUCACUGUGGUUCUCCUCUUGCUGAAAAUGUAUAAUAGACGGAUGAGGACAAAGCGAGAGCUGGAACCGAAGAACACCAAAGCCACAAUCCACCCCACUUUGACACCGAGCAGCAAUAGUCCCGCCCGCAACCCAACAGUGACAUUUGUCCCCGUGGACAUCCACAUGCCACACAGAAGACCGUGAAGCAUCAGGGCCUUAGAGACUGGCAACAAAGAACAACAUUGCUGCUCUUAGUAAGACUGUGGAAUUGGCAUCAGAAAGGAAGUAUGAACAACGUAGACAUUACCAAUGGUCCACGUUUUGUGGCCAGUUGACCAUGCCUCUUUUUUCUUUUGGAAGAGGAAAGAAUCUGCUUCUCAGUAUAACUAAGGGAAUGCCAAGGUGGAACUUGGGUGUGAAACGGUGCUCUUUUUUGGUUUUGUUUCCUUACCUGCAGAUAUUGAAGGGCAACUAACAGCAAGGCUACCUCUGUUGCUGGAUCAAGAAUGUAGUUCUUCUAAGUUGUAGAUGUGCCUCUCACAUUCCCACAGUCUUGUGGAUGAGAGUAGACGUUGCUGGUUGGAGACUCUGUAGAGAUGUGGGAAGCCCCUUUCCACCUGUGUUUGAGUUAGUCCCCCAUUGCGUUCAUCUUGCCCUAUAUGCUCAGAAAGAAGCAACUCCUAUCCCAAAGCAUCCUCCAACUUUGCAUACACCUGCUUCUAUUUAUUUAAAGAAAAAGUUUCAUGCUGUCAAUCAGUGCCUUGCGAUUAUAUUUCCGUCAUAAAUGAGCAAAAGUAGAAUACAAUAGAAAACAAAAUUCCAAAACAGCAUGCGCACACAUGUACACACCUGGAAGUUCAAUAAUAAUAUAAUAAUACUAGCUGUCCCCUGCCACGCGUUGCUGUGGCCCAGUCUGUUGAUCUGGAAAAUAAAGUAAUGAGAAAGUGUUGGUUUCUAAAA
Messenger RNA from Anolis sagrei ordinatus, 1266 nucleotides. RefSeq names its product non-compact myelin associated protein (gene NCMAP). The record is from RefSeq and is a predicted model, not a curated record. Gene Ontology annotation, biological process: peripheral nervous system myelin formation; regulation of myelination. Gene Ontology annotation, molecular function: structural constituent of myelin sheath. Lineage: Eukaryota; Metazoa; Chordata; Lepidosauria; Squamata; Anolidae. Gene Ontology annotation, cellular component: Schmidt-Lanterman incisure; plasma membrane; paranode region of axon.